Molecule: messenger RNA, 2257 nt
Organism: Talaromyces proteolyticus
Lineage: Eukaryota; Fungi; Ascomycota; Eurotiomycetes; Eurotiales; Trichocomaceae
Product: vacuolar import and degradation protein-domain-containing protein
Exons: 3
Coding region: 159-2018 (619 amino acids)
Biological process (GO): negative regulation of gluconeogenesis; protein catabolic process in the vacuole; proteasome-mediated ubiquitin-dependent protein catabolic process
Cellular component (GO): extrinsic component of membrane; GID complex
Source: RefSeq, a predicted model, not a curated record
CUCUUAUCAACGAUCUGCCUCAUAUCUCAACUUUGGCACUCUAUACCUCGUUGGUGUUAUGCUAUCCGCAGGCGCGACAUUUGCCAGUAUCUUCAUCUGCUCGAUCUUCCACCAGCCUCGUCCUACACAUGGAAGAGAAAUCUUGGUAGUGCGCAACGAUGCCACCCGCAAACUCUCCCUCGGAGACACCCUCACUAUCAUCUACGACAACCCCCUACCUACAACAGCUAGAUUCGAUUACGAGUCCAACACCUAACCUAGCGGCGACAUUAAUCAACAUCGACGAUGCGAAUGAUGAGAACGUGAGCUUUUUGCGCGCUCGCCCUCAUUCCCCGCCCGAAUCAUCAUCCGCUAGUCGCGCGAGAAGAAGGCGCUUGGCCUUGUUGCCAGAAGUUGACCUCGAAAGCAUGGAUAUCGAGGAGGGGAGGCGCCCACGACCCUCCGUGGACGUCAACCGGCGGCUUCCGGUUAUUCGGCGACAUCGUGAUGACUCGAGUGGAGUUCCAAGUUAUGAUGGGCUAGUUCCAAGUACACGCGCUCUAUAUGGAUGGGCACCAGGGCCGGAUGAGGAAGCGAACGACAACGAUGGACGCUGGGAAGUUGCAGUAAAUCAAAAUCCACAUGCAGAUGGUGUUUGGUAUGGACGAGGCUCGGAUCGAAGCUCAGCUGGUGAUAUGUCUCUUCCUCGAAUAUCAAGACGAGAUGUUAUAGGGAGGACGUUGUCUCCAUAUUCUGGAGACAUAUCAGAGAGGAGCGAAUCAAGUUCUCAAGACCGAGCAGUUCCCGGUACAAUCACCGAAGCGUUGCUGCAGUCUAUGCGUCGUGGAACUAGGUUUGCCUCUCGUACUCGCACGCUUCAAAACUAUAUUUUGGAAAGGGAACGCGAGCGAGAGCGAGAACGAGAACGGAAUGGUGGUCAAGAAGCAGAAGAAAGGGACCGAGAGCGGGAACGAGAACGAGAACGUGAGAGAAACAGGCCUCCAUCAGCACCACGUGCUCUGCGGAUGAGUCUGAGAAACGCAUCAGGGGAUCUUCGGGAAAGACUGAAUACACACCGGCCAUCUUUGAGAGACAAUCCUUCAAGCGCGAGAUUGAGGGAGACGAUAAAAUAUUUAGAAUCUAUUCGCAACUGCAGCUCCUUGGCGGAGAGGAUGUCGUCGGCUAUUCAGCGAGGAUUCGUUCGUGAAGAGUAUUUCAUAGACAAUCACAACGAAGGUGAUUUUCUUCUAGAUCCGUCAACAAUAAUGCCUCCCCCGUAUUGUUCUUGGCUGCAACCAGGGGCAGUAUUUGCAGGAUCACAGAAGGCAAUGAACAGCAAUAUACCAAAUCAAACCAUGAUGCUUGAUCACAGAGUGACAUCCGAACGUCGACCGCCAGCCGAAACGAUAUUCAUGAUUAACCCAGAGUUCGACCGAAUCAGUGUGUCGACAACAAGUGGCCGACGCUAUUGGGCGAACAACGUUCGUGAAGGCCCCGCCGGUAGAGAACCUAAAGGAGAACAUUGGCCUGUGAAGGUGACUAUUCAUAGCGUGGACUAUUCCUCCAUGUCUUUGACGGGAACUAUGGAGGCUUAUAAUAUUCCUGACAAAACAUCACCGACCCGUGAUGCUCAUAUAGUCACUUUUCUCGAAGGAGAGAUUAUUGAUUUAAACAUCCAUACCCUGGAGACAACAAGUUUCAAGGCCGAUGCCGAUAUCGACAGUACGUACUGGCGAGAACUACAGCCUUUCAAGGAGCUCUCAGAUGAAGCAGUUAUGAGAGGGCUGUUGAGUAGGGAAUGGAUGACGGAGAAGUGGAGGAAAAACUGGAUUCUCAUGCGCUGGAAGGAACGUUGCUUCAUUACACCUACCGACGCUCGCCAGGGCCUCACAAUUUCUGGCUUCUAUUACAUCUCUUUACACCGCGAGACCGGAGAAAUCGAAGGUCUGUAUUACGAUCCAGGCAGUUCACCAUACCAGCAAUUAUCUCUGAAACCGGAGAGACAGAAUAUGACAUUCUCAGCUUAUAGUUUCCGUUAAUACUUUAUAUAAAGACGUUGAGAUUUGUCAUGCAUGGAGUUUUUCUGUUCAAGAAACAUUUCGGGGCCAUCAACAAUACUUGAUAUAGUCGUUGUAUACCUUUUACCACUUUUUCCACUUUUUCUAGUCUAGCGCAUUCGCAUAUUCCCCUCCCUUGUUUCAUUUGAUUCAGCGAUUAUAUUAGCGGGUAUUUAGUGUAUUUAUUUUAUGAUUAUGCAUACAUACGACCUCAGUGAAUA